Messenger RNA from Phytophthora nicotianae INRA-310, 705 nucleotides. RefSeq lists its product as hypothetical. The record is from RefSeq and is a predicted model, not a curated record. Lineage: Eukaryota; Oomycota; Peronosporomycetes; Peronosporales; Peronosporaceae. Bases 1 to 705 code for a protein of 234 amino acids. The transcript has 2 exons.
AUGACGCGCGACGAACUGACCGAUAUGCAAACCACGAUUCUUGAUCGAAUCCGGGACGGCAGUGCGGGCUCCCCCGCCUCCAAUGCUAUCCCGGCGAUUUUGGACGGACUGGUACCCGUACCUGACAUACCGAACGGAAAUUCAACCCACCAGUGGAUUGAUCCACGUACCGGUACAGACUGUACACUUCGCCUGCAGCAUGCAGUGGACUACGCCUUCGCAGUAGAUGGUAACCAUCCCAUUCCCGCAGCUCUUCGAGCGACUAUCGGGCCUUCAUUUUGCCGAGACCCGAUUCAGGUAGAUCCAGUACCCGCGGGUUCUACUUCACAGGCAGGGGGUUCUUUUCAAGGUUCUCUACCGCCAGACCAUGCCAACAGCAUUAUCUCCCUAUUUGACCAAGAAGAACCCGCCAGUCCAGCUCGUGUGAUGCCAGCUCGCCAAACUUCGGACUUCGAGCAACGCGCAGCUAGGCAGACUCCAGCGGUACACGUCACUACUACCGGCGUGUCUCCUCCAGCCGCACCACCCGGCUCUCACAGUUCGGGCAAACCUACCAACCGUGGUGUCUACAGCAAAAACACCCCGCCUACUACCGACUUCGACCGACGUCGAGGCACCUCGACGAACGUCAAAGUACGCAUUUGCGCCGACAGCAGUUCAACUAGCGGUACACAACGGGAUCACCGCUCCGGAACACCAAGGUAA